AUGGAUUGUCACCAAGUCACCUCGCGCGCCCUCCACGAUGAGAACGACAUCAUCGACCAUGUCAACCACAUCGACGGAGGCGACGUGAAGCCAGGCACCGACCUCGAGAAGCAACGGACGACAGCAUCGACGGCAUCCUAUCAAGAGACGUAUCCCGAGGGCGGCUUGCAGGCAUGGUCCGUGGUCGCUGGUUCGUGGUUCACCCUAUUCGCUUCACUUGGACUAAUGAACACUCUCGGCACCUUCCAGGCCUACGUGUUGAACAACCAGCUCAAGGAGUAUAGCGAGGGAACCGUCGGCUGGGUCUUUUCCGUCUACACCUUUCUCGCAUUCUUCUGCGGUGUCUACAUUGGGCCUGUCUUUGACAAGUACGGUCCGAGAUGGCUCGUCAUUGCCGGAGCUGUCUUUACGGUUGGUGGUAUGGUGUUUAUGAGUUUCGCCACUAAACUCUGGCAAUUCAUUGUCGCAUGGAGUCUUCUUACUGGCUUCGGAACCUCGCUACUGUUCACACCCUCGAUCGCCGCUGUCGGUCACUUCUUCAAGGCACGACGCGGCUUGGCAACUGGCAUCGCAUCCACGGCUGGUGGUCUGGGUGGUAUCGUCUACCCUUUCAUGUUGACGUCGCUAAUCGAAAAGAUUGGUUAUGGCUGGGCAACCCGAGUUGUUGCUCUCGUGUGCUUGUGCUGCAGCUUGGUGGGCAUCUCCCUCCUACGAUCUCGUCUACCUCCGGCCAAGGACGCCACGGCGCACCCCAACUUUCGCAUCUUCAAGAGCAUGCCGUUCCUCCUCACGACCAUUGGCAUCUUCCUUCUCGAGUUUUCCCUCUUUAUUCCUCUCGGCUACAUCUCGACCUACGCGUUGCAAAAGGGCUUUGGCAGUGACUUUUCUUACAACCUCAUUCCGAUCCUCAACGCUGGCUCAGUCGUGGGUCGAAUUUUGCCUGGUUACUACGCAGACGUCAUCGGUCCUUUCAACGUUAGCAUUCUCGCCGUCAUCCUCGCCAUUGUUGCAUGCUUUUGCGUGUGGCUGCCUCUGGGCUCCACCACGGCCGGCAUCAUCAUCUUUACGCUGCUCUUUGGUUUCUCGAGCGGAACCAGCAUCGCCAUUGCCCCUGUCUGUAUCGGGAGGCUCUGCAAGACGCAAGAGUAUGGACGCUACUACGCUACUUCGUACACGAUUGUGUCGUUUGCUUGCCUGAUUGGUAUUCCUAUUGCCGGCAGCAUCGUACAGGCCAACGGCGGGGAGUACUGGGGUCUCAUCAUCCUGACGGGCGCCGUGUACAUUGGCUCCGUGAUUGCACUUUUCAUGGCCAAGGUGUACCUCCUGGGAUGGCACAACUGGAGGGCUGCGCUCUAA
This is a messenger RNA of Fusarium keratoplasticum, 1356 nucleotides long. RefSeq lists its product as uncharacterized. The record is from RefSeq and is a predicted model, not a curated record. Gene Ontology annotation, molecular function: transmembrane transporter activity. NCBI's taxonomy places the organism in Eukaryota, Fungi, Ascomycota, Sordariomycetes, Hypocreales, Nectriaceae. The coding region runs from base 1 to 1356 and encodes 451 amino acids. The transcript is spliced from 2 exons. Gene Ontology annotation, biological process: transmembrane transport. Gene Ontology annotation, cellular component: fungal-type vacuole membrane.